This is a messenger RNA of Macadamia integrifolia, 396 nucleotides long. Its product is annotated as probable disease resistance protein At4g33300. The coding region runs from base 1 to 396 and encodes 131 amino acids. Lineage: Eukaryota; Viridiplantae; Streptophyta; Magnoliopsida; Proteales; Proteaceae. The transcript has 2 exons. The record is from RefSeq and is a predicted model, not a curated record. Gene Ontology annotation, biological process: defense response to fungus.
AUGCUCUACGAUGCAGAUGCCAUAGCUCUCUUCCAUCAUUCAGUAUUUCCUCAAAAUGGGAAUGUGAAGUAUGAGGAGCCUGACAAGGAGCUUCAAAUGAAGAUAGUGAGAGAUUGCAAGGGAUUCCCAGUGGCUCUUAAGGUGACUGGCCACUCAUUGCAUCUGCAGCCUACCAGGGUGUGGCAACAAAAAGAGAGGAUGUUGUCAAGUUGCUCCAUUUUUAAGUCCCAUAGUGAUUUGCUGAGUUGUCUUGCAACCAGCUUAAAAUACUUGAAUGAGGAGGUUCAAGAAUGCUUUAUGGACUUGGGUUCCUUUCCUGAAGAUGAAAGAAUCCCGACUUCAUCUCUUAUAGAUAUAUGGGUUGAACUUUAUGGAAUAAAUGAUUGCAAGCUAUAA